GCACACCCUACAAACAGCCAUCAAACACAUAACAAUCAGCCUUCAAGCACAUAACCAACAACCUAAAAUAGCCUCCCACAAGCUACUGAUACCAACAUAUCCAACUCACCUCACCAUGCCAGCAAUGCUAGACGACCCAACCUCACCCCCCAUUCCCCUCAACCAAGCACCACCACCCACCAUCUCCUCCAAACAUAUCACGUUGAAAGAUGGCCACACCCGCGCCACUAUCCUAGCAUUCACAUCUCCCUCCCAGCCCCCACCCGCCCUAACCGCCUACCUUGCCUCGCAACUUGCCCUCGAAGUCUCAAAAGGCGACACUUACCCCAUGACCACAGCGCUGCCCGCAGAUGCCUUUGGCGCAUACUGGUUUGCCUGUUUCGCAGCUGUCAUGCUGUUGGGCGACGUCGAAAGUGUGGACGACGUUGCGGACUCGAACUGGCCGAGCAUCUGCCUAGGCAGCUUUUACGUCAAGCCAAACUACCCCGGGCGCAGCAGUCAUGUGUGUAAUGGCGGGUUUUUGGUUACGGAGGGGAGUCGGAAUCGGGGCGUGGGUAAGGCGCUGGGGCAGACGUAUCUUGAGUGGGCACCGAGAUUGGUGCGUAAACAACCCUUGUUUCUGAAGCUCCAUGUUGGUGGUGAACAGGAAUCUGUGUGGAUCGAGCUGAUUCUUACACGCAGGGUUUCACGUAUUCAGUGUUCAACCUGGUCUAUGAGACGAAUGUCGCGUCUUGUCGUAUCUGGGAUUCUUUGGGAUUCGAGAGGAUUGGGAGGGUGAGGAAAUGUGGUGUCUUGAAGAGUUAUCCUGGGAGGAAGGUGGAUGCUAUUGUUUAUGGGUAUGAUUUUGAACCGGAUGUUGAUGGGUGAAAGAUAUCCUGGUUGUGGGCUUUCUCGAUAUCAGUUUUCUGGAUUCGGUGAUGUAGUUCUGAGGACGUUGAAUAGUCCAUUGUUAUCUGUAAGACGUAUCCGUCCGUCAUGUUGGGGCGCGACAUGGCUUCCUGCAUCAUGCG
Messenger RNA from Dothidotthia symphoricarpi CBS 119687, 1010 nucleotides. RefSeq lists its product as uncharacterized. The coding region runs from base 116 to 778 and encodes 220 amino acids. The record is from RefSeq and is a predicted model, not a curated record. NCBI's taxonomy places the organism in Eukaryota, Fungi, Ascomycota, Dothideomycetes, Pleosporales, Dothidotthiaceae. The transcript has a single exon.